GACCGGGAAGCGGCCGCUGCUCCGCCCCCGCCCGCUCUGCCCUUCCGCGUUGGCGCAGCGCGGCCCGGGCCCCGGUAUAAAGCGGCGGCCGCCGCCCGGUGCGCGCUGGCCCCAUGGAGACGCAGCGGCGGCCCGGCGGGGGCAGGCCGGUCCUGAGCGUGAGCCGAGGCCGGGAGUACCCCGCGGGGAGCCAUGAGCGCGGGCAGCGUCUCCUCCGCCCCGGGCUGGCCUGAGGCGCUCCCGGCAGCCAGGCCGCCGGCGUCCCGGCUUGGGGAGAGGAUGAGCGGCAGAGAGGCGAGCGAGGGCCGCUGCCUCGGCCUGCCCGGCGCGGAGCCGCCGGAGGAGCCGGGGAGCCCCGGGCGGGAGCCCUGCGACAGCGCCGAGAUGCAGCUGAAGGUGGAUUUCUUCCGCAAGCUCGGGUACUCCUCCUCGGAGAUCCACGUCGUGCUGCAGAAGCUGGGGCUGAACGCCGACACCAACACGGUGCUGGGGGAGCUGGUGAAGCACGGCCCGGCCGAGCGGGACAGCACCGAGAGCCCGGCGGACACCAAGGAGGCCCCGCUGGUGCCGCGGGGGGGAGCCGGGAACAAGAGCCCGGCGCCGGGCCCGGAGGAGGCGGAGAGCGAUAACCUGAAGCCCAUCGUUAUCGAUGGCAGCAACGUGGCCAUGAGCCAUGGAAAUAAAGAGGUGUUCUCCUGCCGAGGUAUCCUUCUGGCUGUCCAGUGGUUUUGGGACAGGGGACACAAGGAUAUUACAGUCUUUGUGCCAUCUUGGAGGAAGGAGCAGCCACGACCAGAUGUGCUUAUAACAGACCAGUACAUUCUCCGUGACCUUGAAAAGAAGAAAAUUCUGGUCUUCACUCCUUCCAGGAGGGUUGGAGGCAAACGCGUUGUCUGCUACGACGAUCGCUUCAUUGUGAAGCUGGCACAUGAGUCUGAUGGCAUUGUGGUUUCCAACGAUACUUAUCGGGACCUGCAGAACGAGCGUCCUGAGUGGAAGAAGUUCAUCGAGGAGCGCCUGCUGAUGUAUUCCUUUGUUAAUGACAAGUUUAUGCCUCCAGAUGAUCCCUUAGGGCGCCAUGGCCCCAGCCUGGAUAACUUCCUCAGAAAGAAACCUGUGGUGCCAGAAAACAAGAAACAGCAGUGCCCUUAUGGGAAGAAAUGCACUUAUGGAAUUAAGUGUAAAUUCUACCACCCCGAAAGGAUCAAUCAGCCCCAGCGCUCAUUAGCUGAUGAACUCCGAGCCAAUGCAAGGUUGUCUCCUACCAGAAGUACCAGUGCCAAGGAGGAGAAAAAGGGCAAAAGAGGUUCCCAGGCAGAGCUCUUGUGCUCUAUGCCCUCAGAGAGUGAUAAAAGCUCUUUGCAGAAGGUCUCUGCAGAGAGGAAGAGCUUCACCCACAAGGCAAAGGCCAGCGAUGCUGUGCUUCAGGUCAAAGGCUGUGUGCCAGGCAGCGUCCCCCCUAACAGUGGGAGCCACAGGUCCUCUGACAGGUACCAGCAGCCUCAUAUGGACUCUCUGGCUUACACCUCUCAGGAGCAUCUUGACUCAGGCAUUGGAUCUCUGGAGAACCAACUGUCUGAUAUGUGGCCUUACAGAUCUACCAGUCACUGUGAUCAUUCCCAUGCUGACCAGGUGGCAGUCUGCACCUGCGGUAGGCAGAGACCCAUCUACCCACAUUCUCCCAGCUUAGAGCAAAAUGGUCUGGUCUCUUACAAGCAUGGUUCCCACAAAUCUUCUUCCUCUGGUGCUAGCUUCUUGCAGUAUAGCCCUGAGAUAUCUCACUCAGGACCACCUCACUCUUUCUCAGGCUAUGGAGUACCGGUACACCCAGCUAAUGCUGGGCAAUACAGUCUGCCCAGUGAGUAUACCACCCCUCCACCCCAUUCUCGUGAGUACUGGUCUGAACCAUACCAGAUGCCUCCUCCUCAAGUGAGAUCUUCCAGUGUGCGAGAUCCUCGCUCAGUGCAGAGAGCCCCAGGGCCAGCGUAUGGGGACUCCUGCCAGUGGGCUGUGUCUGACCAGUUUGCAGAGGAACGGGCCAACGUGCAUGUCAAGCUGUGUGGCAUCUUCCAUCCCCACUUAGUUGAUGCUGUGAUGAGCCGUUUCCCUCGGCUUCUGGAUCCCCAAAGGCUCGCUGCAGAGAUACUCACAUACAAGUCCCAGAAUCCAGGUAUAUGAGGUGAUGCUGAGGGCAGCCAGGCAUGGGAAAAGCUUAAAGGGCGGUGUUUGCACUCUGUAGCUGCCAUAGCUGCCUUCUGAGGGCUCCUUCUUACUCCUUGGAAGUACCAGGCUCUAGUUGGAAGCUGGAUACCAGAUGUGGUAUGCUCACAGCAAAUUCUGGUCUAGGUAUGACAGCAUGCCCCUCUUAGGUGAGAGCACCUUAGGGUCCCAUCUUCCCCAGGGGCUGUUGAAGAGGCUCUGGGUGCUGAACAGAAGAGG
Messenger RNA from Neopsephotus bourkii (Bourke's parrot), 2439 nucleotides. It is a transcript of the gene ZC3H12A, whose product is annotated as zinc finger CCCH-type containing 12A. Gene Ontology annotation, molecular function: mRNA binding; metal ion binding; RNA endonuclease activity. NCBI's taxonomy places the organism in Eukaryota, Metazoa, Chordata, Aves, Psittaciformes, Psittacidae. The record is from RefSeq and is a predicted model, not a curated record. Gene Ontology annotation, cellular component: nucleus; cytoplasmic ribonucleoprotein granule. Bases 193 to 2178 code for a protein of 661 amino acids. The transcript is spliced from 6 exons. Gene Ontology annotation, biological process: 3'-UTR-mediated mRNA destabilization; nuclear-transcribed mRNA catabolic process, RNase MRP-dependent.